Molecule: messenger RNA, 1503 nt
Organism: Salvelinus namaycush (lake trout)
Lineage: Eukaryota; Metazoa; Chordata; Actinopteri; Salmoniformes; Salmonidae
Product: lysine-specific demethylase 9-like
Exons: 4
Coding region: 1-1503 (500 amino acids)
Cellular component (GO): endoplasmic reticulum
Source: RefSeq, a predicted model, not a curated record
AUGGCUGCGCAGGUCGACAUGGUCCGUAUUAAAGUAGAAAAUAAGGUACGGGACGGUCUUGAUAAAUUUGCCAAAGAAAAGAAGAAGAGGGAACAGUCACCGUCCGCGGAUAAACGCCAGCGUUCAUCCGAGGAGGCAAAGAAAGUAAAGCUCCAUCAUCAUCGGCACCACCAUGACCCACAACAUGUUCAACAGCAGCAGAAUGGCCAACCACAACCACGCAACUCCAGUGCCGAAAAACCUACCCUACAACGACACCAGCAGCAUCAUCAUCACCACCACCACCAGCACAACAACACCAACGAUGCAAAGAAGGACUCCCACCUGCAGCCUCCUCUGCCUGCGCGGAAGGUGGUACCCGCAGCAGCCAAGUUGGACAGGAAGAAAUCACUUCCCCCGGUUCUGCCGCAUGGACUGUUCAAUUUCAAGCCCCUCAAAGUAGCCGAGCCCAAGGCCAAAAUACAGGAGAGCAAGGAAAAGCACAGGGAGAAAGAGCUCAAACUCAAACCUAAGAAGGAAAACACCGAGGCUAACGUUAAACAUGGAGUAGGCCUAUAUAAGAAAAAGAAAGAGCCCCAUCAUGAUGAGAACAGCAAGACUCAGUCGCUGGAGGAGUACCUGUUGAGGAAGAAGAAAAAGAAGCGGAGGCACCGGGAGGAUGAGCGUGGUAAGACGAUCCGCAUGUACAACAAGGAGGUCCAGACCGUGUAUGGCGGUCUGACUGACCACAGUCCUUCAGCCCGCCUUGGCCCCGUGAAGGAGGGGAAACACUGCCAGCCUGGUACAGGCGCCAACAACAACCACCUCACUCCUAAAGAGGUACACAGCCACAACCACACCCACCUCCCCUUCCUCUCCCCCCAAGACCACUUCAUCCGCAGCUCGUCUCUGCAGACAGGCACCGUCUACGGACGCUUCAUCCACGAGGAGCGCCAGGCCAACGGCGGAGCGUCGGUCCUGCACGCCUACGCUGAUGAGCUGUCCUCUCUACGGCCGGGGGAGAUGGAGCACUUCGCCCAGGAGUUCCUAGAGCUGGCCUUCGCUGAGAGACCCAGAGGGGCAGCCCGCUACGCCCUGGCUGUGGUGCACAGGGCUGCUGCCUACCUACCUGACUUCCUGGACUACUUUGCCUUCAACUUCCCCUCCACGCCGGUCAAGAUGGAGAUCCUGGGGAAGAAGGAUAUAGAGACCACUACUAUCGCUAACUUCCACUCUCAGGUGGGGCGGACCUACUGCUCGGGGACGUACCGGGCCGGUCCCAUGAGACAGAUCAGUCUGGUGGGAGCCAUGGCAGAGGAGGUGGGGGACUACUUCCCAGAGUUCUUGGACAUGCUGGAGGAGUCCCCCUUUCUGAAGAUGACCCUACCUUGGGGCAGUCUCUCCAGCCUGAAGCUGGACUGUCGUUCCCAGAGUGAUGAUGGGCCCAUCAUGUGGGUCCGGCCAGGUGAGCAGAUGGUGCCAACCGCUGACAUGCCCAAGUCACCCUUCAAACGACGCAGGUAG